AUGGGAAAGCUGAUCAGAGCCGUAGGAGCACCACAGCUAUGGACAACAAUACUUUGUGGAGCUCUGCUUCUUGUAACCCUGGCAGCUGCAGCCUUGCCAGAGGAAGCUCUUAUAGUGCCAGGCACUCUACCCCUUGACGCAGAUGGCAACUCAGUGCAUGCCCAUGGCGGAGGCGUGCUAAAGGUGAAAGACACCUUCUACUGGUUUGGGGAGAGCUAUAAGAGGCCCCUUCUUGGUGAUUUUCUGUCAGAGGGCGUCAAUUUGUACUCCAGCACAGACAUGGCCACGUGGCACUAUGUGGGCCUGGUCUUCAAUGGCACACAGCAGAUGGUGGACCUGCCCGCCGACAUGGGCAGCGCCCCCUUCAGAAUAGAGCGCCCCAAGAUCCUGUACAACGAGGCGUACAACAACUACGUGCUGCUGUUCCACUCGGACACGCCUAAGUUCGGCUACCCGUCCGUGGGAGUGGCGGUGGCCAAGGAGAUCACGGGCCCCUAUGAGUGGGUGCGCUGUUUCCAGCCGGACGGCAAAGCCAGCUAUGACAUGGGCGUGUUCCAAGAGGAUGACGGGACAGCAUUCCUGGUGCGGAGCGUAGAGAACAAGUAUGUGGGCAUCUCGCAGCUAAGCCCCGACUACACAGACACCCUCGGCAUCUCCUCCACCGCCCCCCAGGCGGAGGGCCCCGCGGUGUUCAGGCCGGUGUCCGGCAGCUACUUUAUGAUGGGCUCCCACUUGACUGGCUGGGCGCCCAACCCCCCCCAGCUGUUUCAUGCGUCAGCCCCCUCGUUGCACAACGCCACCUGGACCGAGCUGCCAGAGCCCGCCAGGGGCGAGGGCGCCAACAUCACCUACAACUCACAGUCCAGCUUUGUCUUCCCGCUGGAGUUCGCAGACGGCACCAUCCUGUACAUCUACAUGGGUGACCGAUGGAACUUUUACGGCCCUGGCAAGGUGGAGAAUGCCACCUACGUGUGGCUGCCGCUGCUGCCGCGCACCGAUGGGGCCGGCUACGAGCUGCAGUUUGAGAACGAGUGGCGGCCGGCCGAUUUCCGGGACCGCGCGCGCGUCCCGGUCGUGUACAACACAGGCACCGCACCGGCGCCGGCCGCUGCCGCCGAGACGACUGGCGGCGCGCGCGUGCAGGGCGGCGGUGCCGCCGCAACCACCCCCUCGGGGCCGACCGGCGCGGCCGCCAAGCGGACGCCAACGCAGCCGCCGGCCGGCAUCGAAGCGUUUACCCGGCCGUCAAUCUUCGCGCUGUCGAGCACGGCGGCCAGCCGGGCUGCGGCGCCGAGCAUGACGACUGCCGCGGGCGGGAGCUUUGCGCGGCGCGCGGCCAACCGCGUGGAGGCCUGGCUGACAGGCUGA
Molecule: messenger RNA, 1368 nt
Organism: Coccomyxa subellipsoidea C-169
Lineage: Eukaryota; Viridiplantae; Chlorophyta; Trebouxiophyceae; Coccomyxaceae
Exons: 5
Coding region: 1-1368 (455 amino acids)
Biological process (GO): carbohydrate metabolic process
Molecular function (GO): hydrolase activity, hydrolyzing O-glycosyl compounds
Source: RefSeq, a predicted model, not a curated record